GGUGCUGGCGUAUCCGUGACGUAAUCAUCGCGCGCCGCAGGACGCCGGCCGGGAGGGCGCUGGGGCUGGGGGCGGGCGGUCUACGCGGUGGAGGGCACCCACGGGACACCUACGGAAGAGCCCUAACCCUGUAGGGUGUGUAGGGGGCGCCUCGCCGGUUUUGCCGUCCUCGUCCUAGUCCUAUGCGCCCCUCGCGACCACCCUGGAAGGGCCGCCGCGAUGGCAGCCAGGCCAAAGAGGAUUAAGUUCUCUGAGGAAGAGAAGAUUGUGAUCCUGGAAGAGUUCAGUCUGCGGAAGGACAUCCUCAUCCCCAAGAGCGGCCGCUACCGCAACACCAUGGACCGCCAGCGGGCCUGGGAGGAGAUCACGAUGGCCGUGAACUCGCUGAACCCCCUGGUGCAGCGGACGCCGGACGAAGUCCGCAAGAAAUGGAAGAACAUGAUCAUUGAUGCCCGCAAGGAGCUGGCCACUGCCAAGCACCCUGUGCUGCGGCGGCGCCCCCAGGAGCGCCUCUUCUAUAACAUCUUUGCUCUCUUCAACAAGACGGGUGCCGAGCUCCCCGAGCCUCUGUAUGCAGCAGGCCCGGCCUUUCGGACUAAGGGGCCCCCCAGCCCACCGGGGCCUGCCUGCAAGGCAGACAGCUUUCUGGACCCUGUCCCCAGCUUGCUACUCCGGCCUCAGGGGGGUGGGAUGGAGCCUGGCCAGGAGAGGGAGGGACUCUGUCAGAUGGAUGCGGACAGAAAACUAGAUGCGUGGCCUGAGGUCUCCAGGAAGGGCCUCCUGCCAGCCUCCAUGGAUGAGCAGGCCCCGUUCAAGGAGGACUCUCUGACUGAAGAUGCCUCCGACUUUGGAGAAAAGAGGCUGCUGGACCCCCUGAAGGACUUGCCCCUGCCCUGUGAGCCUGUGUCUCAGGUGCAUCCCGCCUCGGCCGACGGGGCUGUGUCCCCAGAGGGUCCAUCCGGGGACAUGCCCCACCUGUGCGCCAUGCCCGUGCCGACGAGCCUGUCCCCAGACCCGACUCUGACGUAUAAGAUUAAAUGCCCUGUGAGCCCUUUGCUAGACUGGCCCUGUUUGGGAGUGAGUUCAAGCCCAGUCACACCCAGCGGCCGGAUGGACGCUCUGAGUACUGAAGGAAUCCAGCCAGCCGUGGACAACAACGUGGGCGCCUCAGUGGUGACUGUGGAGGAGGGCUUGCUGCCAGGCCCCCAGCCCAGCGAGGGGGGGCUUCCAGAGAAGGAUCCCGGGGAACUAGCCAAGCAGAGCCGCCUCCAGACCGAGAUCCUGGAGUUGCAAAAGGAGACACUGCAGCUGCAGAAGGAGAAGAUCCUCCUGGAGAAGGAGAAACUGGUCCUGGAGAUUGUCAAGUUGCGGAGGGAGCUGGGCACCUGACCUACCCAUGCCCAGAGGCCUCCUCCUUCACCUAGGGCAAGCCCCCUCCUCCCUCUCCUCCUCUGAUGUCACUCCCCACUCUAGGGGCAGGGAGGUGAGCUCUGUGUGGCUUGCUCCUGGAAAGAAGCCUGGGAGUCUUGUGCAAGUUGGGCUGGGAAGGGUGUUAGAGGCUCCUAACCCAGAGCUCUGCCUGGGCCCUGAAGCUAGAGGUCAGAGGCUCUUAGCAGGUCAGGGGGGUGGGGGUAGCAGCAUGUGGCCUAGGCUCUCAGCCAGCGCUCCACCCCAGCUCAGGAGGUCGUGUUUCAGGUCAGGCCCUAGCAAGGCCACAUCUGUGUGCCAAGGGGCAGGGGCACGGAACCCUGCCCCAGGAGCCCCGGCUGGUGUAUCUUGUUGGACUUGGGCUGUCAGAAGAGUAAAGGCUUCCAGGUUUCCUUC
This is a messenger RNA of Monodelphis domestica (gray short-tailed opossum), 1824 nucleotides long. RefSeq lists its product as uncharacterized. Gene Ontology annotation, cellular component: nucleus. Lineage: Eukaryota; Metazoa; Chordata; Mammalia; Didelphimorphia; Didelphidae. The record is from RefSeq and is a predicted model, not a curated record.